GAUUCUGUUUGUAGCAUUGUUGCAGAGAGUAAAACACUGAAGGAUCACCUCACAGAUAUGACUGUAGGAUCGGACUCUGGCUUGCCACUUCUUAUCCAAAGGACCAUUGCCAGAACAAUUGUUCUUCAUGAAAUUGUGGGAAAAGGGCAGUUUGGUGAAGUAUGGCACGGAAAGUGGCAUGGAAAUGACGUAGCAGUAAAAAUUUUCUCCUCGUUUAAAGAGUGGUCCUGGUUCAGAGAAGUAGAAAUCUAUCAAACUUGCAUGCUACGACAUGAAAAUAUCCUGGGUUUCAUUGCUGCUGACACUAAAGAUACUGGCACGUGGACUCAGCUUUGGCUUGUGUCCGAUUACCAUGAGAAUGGUUCACUGAAUGACUACCUAAAGAGAUACAUUGUGACUGUUGAUAGUAUGCUGAAGUUUGCCAUCUCUAUUGCUAGUGGACUAGCACAUCUCCAUAUGGAAAUAAUUGGCACACAAGGUAAACCUGCUAUUGCACAUUGUGACCUCAAAUCAAGAAAUAUUCUUAUAAGAAAUAAUGGAACAUGUGUCAUUGCUGAUUUUGGUUUGGCAAAACGACAUGAUAAAACAACAGAUUUCAUCAACGUUUCAUCCAGUUGCAGAGUGGGAACCAAGAGGUACAUGGCACCAGAAGUCAUUGAUGACUCUAUCAACAGGAGUCAUUUUGGCUCAUUCAUGUACAUUGAUAUCUAUGCCUUGGGUCUGAUCUACUGGGAAAUUGCACACAGAUGCUGUGUAGGAGGAUUCCACGAUGAGUAUCACUUGCCCUAUUACAAUCUUGUUCCUUCAAAUCCUUCCAUAGAAGAUAUGAGAAAAGUAGUCUGUGAACAAAAACUUAGGCCAAUAAUUCCAAAUCAAUGGCAAAACUUUCAGUCCAAAAAUUAAGCAAGUGGAAUGAUGGGUUCAUGGAUUCAUUAAAACUGGCCUGAAAUGAACGUUGAACAAAAACAGAAGUUGCUUGAAAAGCUCA
Stegostoma tigrinum is the source of this 988-nucleotide messenger RNA. Its product is annotated as TGF-beta receptor type-1-like. The transcript has 7 exons. Gene Ontology annotation, cellular component: activin receptor complex; plasma membrane. Bases 58 to 903 code for a protein of 281 amino acids. Gene Ontology annotation, biological process: nervous system development; cellular response to growth factor stimulus; activin receptor signaling pathway. The record is from RefSeq and is a predicted model, not a curated record. NCBI's taxonomy places the organism in Eukaryota, Metazoa, Chordata, Chondrichthyes, Orectolobiformes, Stegostomatidae. Gene Ontology annotation, molecular function: activin binding; ATP binding; activin receptor activity, type I.